CCAGCAAUUUCAUCCACUCAAUAAUUACUGUCCACUCUCUCUCUCUCUAGAGAUGGCAACUUUUUCUUUUCCAGAGAUGCUUUUGCUUUCUCUUGUUAUGGGUUCUUUCAUUGCUGCAUCGGCUGGUGAUUUCCACCAAGAGUUUGAACUGACGUGGGGUGACGAGCGUGCUCAGAUACUGGAUGGAGGAAAGCUUCUUACACUUACUCUUGACAAGACCUCUGGCUCAGGCUUCAGGUCCAAGAGCGAGUAUCUAUUUGGAAGAAUAGACAUGCAAAUCAAGCUUGUCUCUGGCAACUCCGCCGGCACCGUUACUGCUUUCUAUCUAUCAUCUGAAGGGCCAAACCACGACGAGAUAGACUUUGAGUUCUUAGGUAACUUAAGUGGAGACCCUUACAUUUUGCAUACUAAUGUCUACAGCCAAGGGAAAGGGGACAGAGAGCAACAGUUCUACCUAUGGUUCGACCCAACUAAGAAUUUUCACACCUAUUCCAUUGUUUGGAAUCUGCAAAGAAUUAUCUACAUGGUCGAUAACAUUCCUAUCAGAGUAUUCAACAACGAAGAAUCCUUUGGGGUUCCCUUCCCCAAGAACCAGCCCAUGAAGCUUUACUCAAGCCUGUGGAACGCAGACCAAUGGGCAACGAGGGGCGGGCUAGUGAAAACAGAUUGGUCCAAGGCUCCUUUCAAGGCCUACUUUCGGAAUUUCAAUGCAAACGCCUGUGUAUGGUCGAAUGGAGAAUCCGAUUGUGCGUCAAAGACAUCUGGUUCUCUUAUAAACAAUGUUUUGCGGACUCAAGCGUUGGAUGCGAGCGGCAGGAGAAGACUUAGAUGGGUUCAAAAGUACUUCAUGGUCUACAAUUAUUGUACAGAUUUGAAGCGAUUUCCUCUGGGUCGUCCCCGUGAGUGUAGGCGUUCUAGGUUCCUCUAAGGCAGAAACUAUAUUGCUCAAAUUACCUUGUCAGCUAUAACGCCAUAUAUAUAUAUAUAUAUAUAUAUAUAUAGAUAUAUAUAUAUAUGUUGUUAUUCAAGACUUUGGACAUUUGUUCGACUUCAUUAUCUAUGAGAUACUGGCAUUCAUGGCAUAUGACAAA
This is a messenger RNA of Theobroma umbraticum, 1091 nucleotides long. Its product is annotated as xyloglucan endotransglucosylase protein 1-like. Gene Ontology annotation, cellular component: apoplast; cell wall. Gene Ontology annotation, biological process: xyloglucan metabolic process; cell wall biogenesis. NCBI's taxonomy places the organism in Eukaryota, Viridiplantae, Streptophyta, Magnoliopsida, Malvales, Malvaceae. The record is from RefSeq and is a predicted model, not a curated record. Gene Ontology annotation, molecular function: hydrolase activity, hydrolyzing O-glycosyl compounds; xyloglucan:xyloglucosyl transferase activity.